AUGCUUGCCCUAUCUCUGCUCGGCCUUUUGGCCCUCUCUACCCCUGCAGUCGCGGGCGAUGUCUUUGUGCACUACAUGGGACAGGGUCUCAAGGCUGAAAGCGCUGCUGGCGAUGUAGCAAAGGCUGUUGCGAUGGGCGUGGACGCGUUUGCCCUCAACAUCGGCCAGCCGGAUCCGACGUGGUCUGUCGAAUCGACCCAGCGGCUCUUCAACGCCACCAAGGGCACCAAGCUCAAGAUCUUCUUCAGUCUGGACCUCUAUGCCACCAACGAUCCAGAGCGCUUCCGCAAGACAAUAAACACCUACAUCAAGCACCCCAACUACUACACCGCAGGCCCCAGCAACCUCCCCAUGCUUAGUACAUUCAGCAAUGGCAAUGGCUGGACAGCCACCUCCUGGAACAAAUUCCGCGACUCGCUCGAUUCCAAGACCUAUUUCGUGCCCAUGUUUGAUCAGCUGCCCAACUACUACACAAACCCUGAUGCGUUCUGGUCAUCGUGGAAGACCGGCGUAGAUGGGGUGUUCACAUGGGAGCAGGCCUGGCCCGGCCGUUCCAACACACACCAGAACGUCAGCACCGACUUGGACGCCAGCCUGAUGCGCAAGGCGCACAGCAACAGCAAGGCGUACAUGACGGGCCUCUCCACGUUCCAGUACAAGCACUGGGACGGCAGCCACUGGUACCGCUCCGGCGAUGUCGUCAUGCCCGAGAAGAUGACGCAGCUGCUUGCCUUGUCCAACACGGCUGGCAGCAGGCCCGACUUUAUCCAGAUUCAGAGCUGGAACGAUGCGGGCGAGGGCCACUACAUCGGCCCACUGCGCCACGAAGGUCUCGACGAGAAGCAGCUUGUGUAUGCCAACCAGAACGACCACCCACACGAGGGCUGGCAGCCAUUGUUUGCCAGCUUCAUCGCCGCGUGGAAGGCCAACGCCAAGGACGCUUCGCAGAUGCGCACUCCCGCUGGCUCUCGCACGUUUGUCGUGGGCGCCAUGUGGCAUCGCGAGUUCCUGGCGACAUCAUCCUGCGCGGGUACUGAUGGGCGGCCCGAGGGUGCUGGUGCCGCGGUAGACACGAUCAACUGGGCUGUUGUGCUCAACGACGGUGUCGCAGGGACAUAUUACGUGCAGGUCUGGAGUGGCGGCUCGCUCAUUUCCAAGGAGAAGCUCCUGCCUGGGCUCAACUACCGCGCUGUCCGGGGCAUCAAGACGGGCGAGCAGCAUGUGCAGGUUGUCGAUGCAGCGGGAAAGCCCAUUAUUGAAGGGGGCAAGCAGACGAAAGGCAUCUUGGCAAACCCUACAGGCAACAUCUGCACAUACAACUACCAGGUUGCCGGCCUGGUCUGA
Molecule: messenger RNA, 1344 nt
Organism: Microdochium trichocladiopsis
Lineage: Eukaryota; Fungi; Ascomycota; Sordariomycetes; Xylariales; Microdochiaceae
Product: glycoside hydrolase
Exons: 1
Coding region: 1-1344 (447 amino acids)
Molecular function (GO): glucan endo-1,3-alpha-glucosidase activity
Source: RefSeq, a predicted model, not a curated record